Messenger RNA from Haliotis rubra (blacklip abalone), 1034 nucleotides. Its product is annotated as enoyl-CoA delta isomerase 2, peroxisomal-like. The coding region runs from base 322 to 900 and encodes 192 amino acids. Gene Ontology annotation, molecular function: enoyl-CoA hydratase activity; delta(3)-delta(2)-enoyl-CoA isomerase activity. Gene Ontology annotation, cellular component: peroxisome. The record is from RefSeq and is a predicted model, not a curated record. The transcript has 4 exons. NCBI's taxonomy places the organism in Eukaryota, Metazoa, Mollusca, Gastropoda, Lepetellida, Haliotidae. Gene Ontology annotation, biological process: fatty acid beta-oxidation.
ACCCGGAGAAGAUAGACGAUGUCAGGUUCCUUCAUGUUGUGUAGAAGACUAGCGGGUUCAAGUAAAAUACUGCACAAAUGUAUGCAGCAUGGCUGGAAUCCAAAGUCCUUGCCACCUCUCACACAUCCAUUAUGUGGGAGAACAAUGUCGACAGCGUUUUCUGGCUCGUUACUUGACUUGAAUUUUCUAGACGAAGGAAUGGCUGUGGUUACUAUGAAAAGUGGGCAGAACACUCUUCAACCUAAAGCGAUGGAAGAAUGGCACCAAGCUCUGGAUGCAGUCGAACAGUAGGGACAUUUAAGACAGAUUCUGAAGCUUCAGAUGAAGAUAAACUCUGAAUGCCGCGCAUUAGUGACAACAGGUAAUGAGAAGUUCUUCUCAAAUGGCCUUGAUCUUGAUCAUAUGAAGACCUUCACAGACCAAAAGCGUCAACUGGCGGAGUACGUUGCUGAACUUAACAAACUCUGUGUACGUCUCCUGCUGUUUCCUCUUCCCACAGUAGCAGCAAUCAGUGGCCAUGCUUUUGGUGGUGGUGCUCUGAUGGCGUUUGCCCACGACCUGCGUGUCAUGCGACAAGAUAAGGGAUGGAUGUGUCUGAACGAGAUUCUUCUUGACGUCAGCUUCACUCCGGUCUUGCUGGCCAUAGUCAGAGCCAAGGUCCCACCAGGCCCCAUUCAGACCCAGGCUGUGCUUCAGGCCAAGCGGUACACGGCCAACGAAGCUGUAAAGUGCGGGAUUGUGGACCAAGUGGCUGACCAAUCACAGCUGGUCAACACAGCUGUACUGAUGGCCAACGAUUUUCUCGGGAAACAUGGACUAAAGCGAGAGACUUUGCAUAGCUUCAAGAAGGACUUGUACAUCUCUGUAGUCCAAACCUAUAGUGGUCAAGUGCGUUCUUGAGUGUGCAGAUUUCUAUUUGGGAUAUGAUUGAAAGAUUGACAUAUAUACUACUGGAUUAACGUAACUGUACAUUAUUUGACGUUACGCCAUUUUAUAAUGUAAAAAGAUAAUAAAAUGAUUUGUGGUGUUUUACU